Messenger RNA from Ochlerotatus camptorhynchus, 9446 nucleotides. It is a transcript of the gene shg, whose product is annotated as shotgun. The record is from RefSeq and is a predicted model, not a curated record. Gene Ontology annotation, biological process: adherens junction organization; calcium-dependent cell-cell adhesion; homophilic cell-cell adhesion. The coding region runs from base 2455 to 6969 and encodes 1504 amino acids. Gene Ontology annotation, cellular component: plasma membrane; adherens junction; catenin complex. The transcript is spliced from 4 exons. Lineage: Eukaryota; Metazoa; Arthropoda; Insecta; Diptera; Culicidae. Gene Ontology annotation, molecular function: cadherin binding; calcium ion binding.
ACAGGUACAGUCCCACUUCAACGAUCUGUUGCUUCCACCACAGAGGCAGUUCCAGACAGCUUAGAGGCCUGUGCUGUUGCUACUCUCUCGCUCUGGUCUUCAGUUGAGUAGGUGUUGCGCGAGCGAUCAGAGGUGUACGGACGAACGACCCAAACGAAAAAAAUCGAACUCCCGGUUCGUUCAACGGGACGGACAGGAAAAAAGCUUACACGCGUAGUAAACGUGUAGUAGAAGAACGGUGCUUACGGUGGUGAGGAGCGCCUAGUAGAUUAGUGUGCCUACGGAGGAGACCCACCCCGUCCUGUGUUCAAUGAAAUAAAUUGGUCAAUUUUGCUCGCUUUCUUCUCUACACUGUUGUGUCGCUGUCGAUAGGUUUAUCGAAUGGAAACCGUUCAAGAAGCUGCUGCUUCAGAACGACGGCCGGUGGGCAGCGAGUGAGUGAGUGAGUGAGUGAGUGACGACGUGGAAAGCAAGAGCCAACCUAGUAGAAAGAAGUAAAAAGCAGGCCGUGCUGUGGCGAAGGCUUCGGUUCAAGGCAUACUCGAUGGAUGUACACGAGGAAUAGUGUUGGUGGAAAAGAGAAUGAAGAAUGAUAAUAAAAGUCCAUUGUGUCAAUACGAUUGAGCCAAAGAAAACGAAGACGAAGAAGAACCACCAACAGCUUAUUGAGAGGAUGAAGGUGGAAUAAAGUGAAUGCAUAAGAAUUUCUGGAAAGGAAGUUUUCUUUGUGUGAUUUGAUCGCGUUGUUCGUUACCCCCGAGGAGAAAGAGAGCCUGUUUUGUGAAGUUGGGUUCUUCUGUUGGAGUUUGAGUGGUUCCUGGAGUCGGUAUUGGUGUUGUUGUUGUUGUUGUGAUGCUUGAGCUAAAGUGUGUGUAGAGAAGACAGAAGAUCAGUCUACGUGGUUCGGUGUUAUUUGCGACAUUCCGGGUGGCUGGAAACGGUUUACUGUGCUUCAAGGCGAUCCGACUCAGGUCUCUAUCUGUGUUGCUGUCGGAGUACACAGCGUGGUGGCAUUGAGGGGGCUACACCGCGAGGAAGGCUGCAGUCUCAGCGGUUAUUCGCGGUGACUCACUAUAGGUCUAUGAGCGACAAGGCAGCAACGUCAUCGUUUUAAUCCACCGGGUGUGCCUUUCAUCUUGGUAUAUAUCAACAAACCACACCAGCGUCGUCAUCAUCAACAUCAUCUUUGCUUUUAUGACAGCAGCAAAAAAAAAAAAAGACGACACGAGGUGUGAAACGUUAAACGUAAGCAAGAGAGUGCUACUCGUGUUGGUGUUGUUGAAAGUUGUUGUUCUGCUCCGACUAUUAUAAAGUGCUUUCGACAAAUUGGAGCUGCUGGAGAUUUGUGCCACUAAUUCAGUGCCUUUCUGUGAAAACAGUGUUCAGUGCGAAGAAAGCAAACGAAUUAAGUCAUUUUCUAGUGCGUGCGACGACAAGGUUUUCUUUUUUUGUGCCCAGCAGCUGAAGCCCAGUGGUGGAUGGUGGCAACUACUAGUCGAGUCAGUUGAAUCCAAGUACGGCAAAUUAGAAGAGAGCAAAAGGUGCAGCAAUUGAGGAAGUGGCAAUCAUAAAACAAGUUGUGUCCCCCGUGCAAAAGUGCAGGCAGCAAUCAAAUAUAAUGCAAUUAAUGUGAUAACUACCCGAAAAAAAGCAGCAGAAAAUAAAGUGAUUAAACAAAAGUGCCUUAUUCUCCCUUUAAAAGCAACGUGUGACAAACGGAAGAGAAACGGAAAAGUAGUUCCUGAAGUUAAACCGCCUCGGAAGUGAAUUAACAAGCAGCACAGCGUAAAACCGUUUUCCGGUCAACGACGUCUCCCAGUUACAGUCGUCGUAAAGUUGACCUCAUCGUCAUCAUUUUGGCGUUGUCGGACGCUAGAAGUGGCAAUAAGCGGAGACGACUGCUAAACUAUUUACUGUUCCACCUCGACAGAUACACCCGCGGAGGUAUCCGCUUUGUGAGUAUUUGCCCAUCGGAUACCACCGAGCCGUGAGCAGUCUGCGAAAACUAUACAUGAAGAUAUCGAUUCAUUGAGGUGAUUCAAUUGCAUCGACAAUCGAAACCGUCCGUACACAAACGUAUUAUCAUCGACAGAACCUCGUAAGGCAGCCACAGCCCAGAUAACGCAACGACUUCCAACGAAGCGAAGGUCGACUAGGAACCUUUGGUAGUGUGAAAUUGUGCCUUAUCAAUACGGGGUGGUGCGUACACAUCCUACACUUUUACCAUGAUAGAUGUCGGUAGCUAUCGCCCUUCUAAGACAGUAGCAGCUAUUACUAUCACUUCGAUUGACCUCAGGACGAGUGCAGCAAGCGAAACAAGAUCAGCGACCGAGUAAUCUCGGUUAUAGGGAUCUUGCUAAGUAUCAGAAACAGUUUUAUUUUCACUUGGAAAGAUUUAUAUUUAAGUAACUAUACGUAAGAGUUAAGGUUUAGUACGUAAAGCAAACGAGCAACAUGAAUAGGUUAGUGAUAGUGAUCUUAGUAUAUCUAGCGGGGUCGGUGUGUACGACCCACUCAGAUGAUAAUUUCUACAGAAGAGGCGACGAUCGAAGUAGUAGCCGAAUCGAUUACCGAGAGGUAUUUAGUUUGAACCGGUUAGAUGCGAGACAUCGACGAAGCUUAUACGACGAAUCGUUCGUUAUUGACAACAGACUGAGCAAUUUAGCAUCGGUAGCGAACAGUCCCCGAUCGUUGCGAGCGGUCGACAAUCGGAAGCCGGUAUUUGUUAACUGUGAAGGGUAUGCUCCUUCGGUUCAGGAAGAACGAGAUCCAGGAACGUACGUGAUCCAGGUCAACGCUACGGAUCCUGAUGAUCAUCAGACAAUAGCGUACAGUUUUGUGACAGCUCCGGGUGAGCGACCCAAGUUCCGGAUCGAUAAGAAUACGGGACUGAUCACAACCAUCCAUCGGUUUGAUCGCGACGAACCAAUUCGUGAAAAGGAGGUAUACAUCACGGUACGCGCUACGGACGACGGACUGCCGAACUUGGACGACGUUUGUACGUUCAAGGUGACAAUCGAAGACAUCAACGAUAAUCCACCGGUAUUUGACAAGACUCGAUACGACGAACCCAUUACCAAGGACGCCAAGGUAGGAUCCAGAGUAGCUUCAAUCUCCGCUACCGAUCUGGAUGAUGGGGAAAACAGUGUCAUCAAGUACGAAAUACUGAAGAAGCACAACGAUUACAGCAACUUCCGGAUCAACGAGAACAACGGCAUCGUUACGUUGGCCAAGUCGAUCGACAAAAGUCCUGGUCAAUACUUCCUGAUAUUUGUGAGGGCAUACAACAAUGUUCCGGAUAUGCCACAGGACGCUGAGGUUGAGGUCAAAAUUCCUGUAAUCGAAUCCAACAAACUGCCUCCAUACUUUACGGAGACCCAGCAGCAACCGCUUUCGUUGGACGAAAACUUCAGCAACUACAGCGCAGCUCUUGCGACACUGCGAGCGAAUUCCCACGUAGAGGGAAAACCGGAACUGAUUUUCGAACUGGUCACCGGUCGUACCGAGCAAACCAAUAGCCGAAACACUUUCCUGCUGGAACAGAAAGGUGACACUGCCGUGAUCCUGCUCGGAAAGGCACUGGACUACGAAACGAUCACCGAGUACACUCUGACCGUAAGUGUGAAGAACACGCACGAUCUCAUUGCUCAGAGCAUCGUCAAAAUCAAGGUUCUGGACGUAAACGAUAACAUUCCGUACUUUACGGAGGUGACAUCCGGCUGGAUUCCGGAAAAUGAACCCGCUGGUACUCCGGUUAUGCAGGUGCGUGCCUUCGAUAUGGAUGGAACUUCGGCCAACAACAUCGUAUCGUUCCGAUUGGCAGACAACGAAGAAUACUUUGCCAUCGAUCACAAUACCGGUAACAUUACUGCGCUGAUGAUGUUCGAUCGAGAAGCUAUCGACACGUACCACUUGAAGAUCAUCGCGGAAGAUAACUCCCCUUCGGCGCUGUACAACAACGGCAAACCAAACUCCAUUUCACAGACAUUCAUCAUCAAGAUUUCGGAUAAGAACGAUCAUCCGCCCAAGUUCACUAAAGACUACUACAUUGCGGAGAAGAUCCCAGAGGAUGCCAAUACGAAUACGGUGGUUAUCCAGGUACUGGCAAAGGAUGUAGAUACGGCUUCGCAGAUUACGUAUUCGAUCGUGUCCGGAAAUAUCGGCAAUGCGUUCAAGAUUGACGAAACGACGGGUGCCAUUUCGGUGAACAACGAACUGGAUUACGAGAACAUCACCGAGUACACGUUGCAGGUGCGGGCGUUCGAUGGAACGUACGACGACAACGCGACGGUUUCGAUCAAGGUCGAAAACGUGAACGAUAAUCUGCCCAAGUUUGCCAAGAGUGAGUACACUUUGGAGAUCAAUGAGGAGGAGAUAAUGAACGGGUGUAUCGAGAUGAUCGAAGCGUGGGAUCCGGAUAUCCGGGAUCGAUCGGAUCCGCAGCACAUCAAAUUUGCGAUCGUUAAGAUCGAGCAGCGUCCGCUUUUGGAGAUCGACGAUGAGGGCUGCCUACGGCAGAAGGCUCCGCUGGAUCGAGAUCCUCCGAAUGGGCACAAGUCUUGGCAGGUGAUUAUUUCGGCGACGGAUGAAGAUGGAAGCGGUCGACAGUCGACGACGACGGUUAACAUCAUACUGCACGAUACGAACGACAAUCCGCCGUUCCUGACGAACAAGAUGCCGGUUGUUUGGUACGAAAAUCAAGAUCCAGGUAAAAUUGUAACGCUGACGGCGGACGAUUAUGAUGAAUCGCAAAAUGGACCGCCGUUCCUGUACGAGAUUUCGGCCAAUGCCAGUGAGGAUAUCAAGCAAAAGUUUAGCAUCGAUAAUGAUGUGCUGAAUGCGCAGGUAAGGUUCGAUCGGGAGCAGCAGAAGGAGUACUUUAUUCCGGUUAGGAUCACGGACAAUGGACAGCCCGAGCCGUUGAGUAAGGUGAGCAUUUUGCACCUGGUGAUCGGAGAUGUGAACGACAACGAGAUGCAGGACGGUGAGAGUAAGAUCUUUGUGUACAAUUACAAGGGGGAAUCACCGAAUGCGGAUAUUGGUCGGGUCUACGUGGACGAUCUGGAUGAUUGGGAUCUUCCAGAUAAGACAUUCAAUUGGCGCGAUGGGUACAGUCCGGAGCAUUUCAUGCUGAAUACGGAUACGGGUAUGAUCACGAUGCUACAGGGAACGAGGGGUGGGGAUUACGAACUGCACUUCACGGUUACUGAGCAGUCAAGUUUCUUCGCGAGGCAUUCGGUUACCGCGAAGGUGCUGGUAACGGUGAAGGAGAUUCCCGAGGAGGCGGUGGAUAAGAGCGGGUCGAUUCGGUUCUACGGGAUUACGGCGGAGGAGUUCGUUUCACGGACACCGUCGCUGUCGUUGACGCCGAAGGAUCGGUUGCAGAACGGUAUUGCAGAGAUGUUCAACAUCAGUCGGGACAAUGUGGAUGUGUUUACGGUGCUACAGCGUGAUAACAAUGCUACGUUGUUGGAUGUGAGGUUCUCGGCGCACGGAAGUCCGUAUUAUGAACCAGAGCGACUGAACGGUAUGAUCGGUUACCAUCAGCGAAUGCUGGAGGAGGAGCUUGGAUUGAAGAUGAUGAUGGUCAGUAUAGAUGAGUGUAUGGAGGAGAAGGUCCGAUGCGAGCUGUCCUGCAAGAACGUGCUGCACAAGUCGAACGUUCCGAUUGCGGUAUAUACGAACACGAGUUCGUUCGUAGGGGUGAAUGCUUUCGUCCAGGCGGAAUGCGUUUGUGAUGCCCAACUGGCGGUAACGGAGUGCUUGAAUGGAGGGACUCCGUUCAACGACAAGUGCGAGUGUCAUGAAGGAUACGAAGGUCCGCACUGUGAGGAGAUUGCCAUUGGGUUCUACGGUCAUGGGUAUGCGAUGUACCCUCCGGUGAGUCCAUGUAACAUGACCAGGAUCAGUAUGGAGUUGUCGCCGCAGCGGGAAGAUGGGUUGGUGAUGUACAUUGGACCAUUGAGUUACAAUCCGCUGCUUCCGGUGCAGGACUUUUUGGCGCUGGAAUUGGUCAAGGGAUUGCCGGUAUUGCUAUUGGACUACGGAACGGGAACGAUUCGAAUCGAGCAUAAGCAUCGGUAUCCGCAAGGUCGUUCGUUUACGGUGGAAAUUGUGCUGCAACCGCAGACCGUGGAAAUGAUUGUCGACAAUUGUAAGCUGUCUACUUGUAUGAGCUUGGAUGCUCCGAAGGGGCCAAAUGAAUCGUUGAACGUGAAUGCUCCGCUGCAGUUGGGAGGUUCUGCUGUUAAUCUGGAAUCGCUAGGAUCGAUGUUCAACUGGACUUACGUACCACAGGGUAAGGGUUUCUCUGGUUGUCUUCGGAAUCUAACUAUUAACGAUCGAACCUACAAUCUGGGUGCUCCGAGUCUGGCGAAGAACCAUGAUCCAGGCUGUCACCGAUCGAUAGCAGUUGCGGUAUCGUUCGGAAUCGAUUCAAACUUCCUGAUAGCGAUUAUCGUAUGUAUAGCAGUGCUGUUGAUCCUGUUGCUGGCGGUGGUGGUGCACAAGAAACAUCAAGACGGAUGGCACGAGAAGGACAUGGAUGAUAUUCGGGAGACGAUCAUCAACUACGAAGAGGAAGGUGGCGGCGAACGGGAUGCGGAGUACGACUUGACCGUACUUCGGGCACCACCGAUUUACAUGGACAAGCCGUACGGAAACGAUCUGCGGCAGAAGGAGGCGAACGAAGUGCCAGAUAUAGGUGCCUUCCUGACGGACAAGAAGGAUGCCUGCGAUAGGGACGCCGAUGCAUAUCCGAUCGAUGACGUACGGCAUUAUGCGUACGAAGGAGAUGGCAACAGUUCGGGGUCGUUGUCCAGCUUGGCGUCCUGUACGGACGAAGGUGAUCUCAAGUUUAACUAUCUGUCCAACUUUGGACCGAGGUUUAGGAAGCUGGCCGAUAUGUACGGUGAAGAGCCAUCGGAUACGGAUUCGAACGUGGACGACGAUGAGGGAUGGAGGAUAUGAAGGGGAUAGAGGGGAAGAAUUUUGGUUUCGAAAGGAAGAGAUUGUUUCAUCUGAAGGCGUGCCGAAGGUAUUACCUAGCUGUUACGGAAGCCAAAGACUAGUUUUGGGCCGAUUUGGAAGAACAACAUUUACUUUGUAUAAUUUAGUAUUCACUUUUGGUGGCAAAGCAGAGGAAAAGUUUGAAUAAAUGUGUGAAAUUUUUGAAUCCAAUCGGCCGAACCGCACAGCGUCAUAAUGCUAGAGCAUGUUUUUCGGAUGACUCAUGACUGGUAGACAAAAAAAAAAAUAUAAUCGAGGGGUGGGGAACGAAGCUCGAAGCUCAAAUACACGUGACCAAUCGGUGAGAUAUUGGUGCGUGUGUUGUUGUAGGGAGAACCGUUGUUCGUUUGGAAAGCAUUUUGGGCUGGUAUCCCCGAAAAUAUAGAAAGAGAGACAUUCCUUUGUGUUUUAGGUUUUUUAUAUGCAUUUCGUGAUGAGUCAUUUUCAUUUUAGAAACAUGACUCGUCGAUUUAUUUGUAAGCGGUGUAGGGUUAGUAGCUCGAAUUCCGCUUUGGUCGUUCUGGGAGGGGGUUCGGAAUCGUCGUUCGAAUGGUAAGUUUGUUCGAAAACAGCAAAGUCUUCCAUCUGCAUGUGCCUUUCGUGUAAACUUAUCCAUUCGACCUUCGAUUCCAGCACCGUUCCUGUUUCCACAGACGUAAUUAUGUAUAGUAAAAUUUAUCGAAAAAAGAUUCGACCAAAGCGCUUUUCGACCAAAAAAAUUAGGAAUCGUCAACUAAAAUGUACAUACUACCGCGAGAAAGCACUGCCUUUGGUUCUCCGCUCCGCCCGAAGCGGGAUAGACCAGAACUACGUACAUACAUACCACAAAGUAUUUUGAUAUGCAUUUUCGAACACGACUGUCUAGACUGACGAUAAUGGGAUCGAAGAAGAGUGGCAGCACGGAAUCACGAAACACAAUCUGAAGGAGAAAUACCGGUCGCACCAAUAUCUCACGGUCAUCGUAUAGUGGAGUAGUCAUCGGCUUUUCGUUGUUAUGGGUCAUUCUCCUUUGCUUCUUCUUCGUAUACAUAUGUUUACUGAAAUACCACCAAUCAAAAAUAAAAUAAAAAAUGAUUCAAUUGCCCCCUUGCGAAUAUACAGUGGAAGGUGGAUAAUUAGCACAAAUGCGUGUUUCUCAUAAAAAGAUGUCAACUGAUGAAAAGUCGGGAAAAACCUAGAUCCAAAUUUGGUUUUCAAUUUGUGAUCACCCUAUCAGGCGCAAUCAGUAUGCAAUGAAUAGUACACAUUUGUGUGAAUUAUCCACCCGAUUAAGGAAUUUAGAAAAAUCAAACGUAUGAAUGAAAUGUAGUUCAAAAUAAAAUUUCUACUAAAACGGACCGUAAGACUUACUAAGCUUAGGUAGACAACACCCGCGAUCGUAGCGUGAAUGAAACCGAGAUGCCUUAUUCCAAGAAGAAGGAUUACACAAUAUGAAAACGAUUUAGUCUUUUUUUUUUAUACUAUAACACAUCAUUAUUUUAAACGGAGCACUGUGUAAGUAAGGAAACGGAAAUCAAAUAAAUAUUUUUAAUGCGAUAGUUUUACUCAUAAACACAUUAUAGAGUAGAACUUCCUUUAGGAGCAAGAAUGCAAAUGCAAAUAUUUAUAGUCGAAGAUUUUAAAGGAAAAAAACAAGAAAUAUCCCUUUUCUGCAAUGAAGUCUAAUUAUAUAAGAAAAUGACCAGACUAAUCAUCCUCUCCUCUCGGUUUGUUAGAGAGAGACUGCAAGUGAUGGAUAUUGCGUGCGAGUGAGAUGAUUUUUUAAAACAAGAAAGGCAAACUAUUAGGUAUGAUUUUUUGUUCGAAUUGUUAUACAUUUUUACCAUAAACACAUACAUUGAAACAAACACAAACACAGCAAAUAAGUGAAAGUAGUAGGUUGUAGCCGCUAGGGAGUAUGCAUCGUAUAAAACUGCAACAACAACAAAAAUAAUCAAUAUAUAGUAAAGAGGGAAGAGAGAAGUCGAGAGUAGGGAAAAAAGUGAUCCGUAAUUUUUAGGCAAGCAAAUUGAUUAGACUUAAUUUUAAUUUAUUUAAUUCGCGCUCGCUUGCGUGCGCAUACACUGUGACGGCGCGGGUGGGCGAAGGAAUGAAGAAGCGCCGAUGAAGACGAAAAUGUUGCAGCUAUACGUACAGACAGACACAAACACACACACACAUACACAUACAUACAUACAUAUAAACUUCGCCGGAAAGAUGGGCGUGAAGAAGCAAUGCUCGUCGGUGUUUCGGGCGGGGCGGUUUGCGAGAGAUUGGGCUGAAACGGGAUGGGAUUUCGGUGCACUUUUGCAAGACAUAUCCGUUUCACCCCGAGUUCCCCUGCAGCCGCCCGCGCACCUGCCCCCUCUCUAUCUCAAGUGUAAUUCCAUUUUAAAUAAGACUUUUAAAACGAGAUGAAAAUAAAUGCUAAGCGAUUAAUAAAAAGAGGUUUCCGUUUU